AUGGAGACUCUCGACGCGAUCCUCGUGAGAUACGUCGCCCAAGGGGACGACACCCGCGACAAGCUUCUUGGGGCAGCAUUCGUCGUCGUUCACAGCAAUAAAACCCUCUACGAAGGCUCCACCGGCCGCACCUCCAUUCCAUCAAACAGCACCCCCUUCACCCCUUCCUCCCUCACCUGGGUCGCCUCGUCCAGCAAAAUCAUCACCGUCCCCGCCAUCCUCACCCUCGUCGAACGCGGCCUCUUCUCUCUCGACUCCGACGUCCGACCCCUUAUCCCCGAGCUCGCCGCCCUACAGAUCCUACGCGGUUUCGACCCCACAAAUGGCGCACCCAUUCUCGAAGACAACGAUACCAAAAUUACACUGCGCCACCUCCUCACUCACACAGCCGGGCUAGCGUACGACCUCGCCGACCCGGACUUAAGGAAGUGGUCAAAAUCGAUAGACAGGACGGACAAUAACCUACACCACACACUAGCGGGCUGGACGACCCCGUUAAAGUUUACCCCGGGCCAGGGCUGGCGGUAUGGCACGUCGAUCGAUUGGGCGGCCCAGCUGGUCGAGCGCGUGACGGGCGAAACGAUCGGCGUAUACCUUGAGGAAAACAUACUACGGCCGCUCGGCAUGGCAGACACCACGUUCCACUCCAUCUCCAAGCGCAAUCUCGGCAAGGCAGGCUGUACGCUGCGCGACCGCGGGACGGGGUCGCUACAGAUGCGCCCGUUGCCGGUGCCUCUGGAACCGCCGGUCGAGUGCGGGCGCGGGAUUGGGCAAGAAGAAGGCGGGAUUCCGCAAAAGGAGACGGUGGAUGAGAUGUUCCGUCCGCAGCUGAACGACGUGCAGCGGACAUCGCUGCAGGAUAGGGUAAACAAUCGGCACAAUACGAUGAUUCCGGAGUUUCCGCCGGGAACGGUGGUACAACACGGGAUCGGAGGGGUAAUGAACGUGGAGGACGUACCGGGGAAGAGGAGGGCGGGGAGUAUGCAUUGGAUGGGCAUGGCGAAUUGUCACUGGUGGAUCGAUAGAGCGACGGGGAUUGCGGCGACGCUGAUUGUGAAUAUUUACCCGUUUCCUAAUGCUGUUUUUAUUAACCUGUACGACGAACUCGAAAGAGCUGUAUAUGGAGAGUUGUUGGCCGAGCUGCGGAAGUAG
Messenger RNA from Dichotomopilus funicola, 1152 nucleotides. RefSeq names its product acyltransferase LovD. The record is from RefSeq and is a predicted model, not a curated record. Bases 1 to 1152 code for a protein of 383 amino acids. Lineage: Eukaryota; Fungi; Ascomycota; Sordariomycetes; Sordariales; Chaetomiaceae. The transcript has 4 exons.